UGUGCGUCCUUUAACUCUGUCUCGCCGGCGGAUUUUCACGAUGGUAGCUUUCUUCUCUAAUAUACUCUACCAACACCGCGAGCUGUGUUUUAAUUUACAUUACGUUCACUCUGCAAUGUUUUGUGCUGAUAUGUCUCGUCCUAUCAUACGUGGAUUGUCAUGUGCUGUCUGCGCUCGUCUUUGACCGCUUUUGAUGUGUUUUAUUGGCCAUGCAUGGCUCAGAUCGGGUGCCCACCUGCCGUUUCAUCCAAGGUUUCACCGCGCAGUUGCACCUUAGAAGUCGUCGCACAUGGACUGCAGCUGAAGCAGCCGCCGCCAACGGAUGACCUGCUCAAGUGCAAGCCCUGGUGCCCUCCUGGUUGUCCACGAGGACGGUGCGUUCGCCACAACACGUGCAGCUGCGGCCGGGGUUACAAGGACAAGAGAACGUACUUCGAGGUGAGGUCCAAGGCCCCCAUCCGCUGCAAGCCGGUGUGCACCUACGGCUGCAUCAACGCGGACUGCGUGGCUCCGGAGAUGUGUCGCUGCUGGGCGGGGUAUGGCAUGAUGGGGGGCAUCAGCAACAUGUGCUUCUGGGGUGUGAUGGGCGGCGGAGACUAAACGGGGAAUGUGAACUAAUUCACCACUGGCUUCACGCCUUACAGCAGCAGACCAUCAAGAUGGUGAAAACAACAGAGGACAAGGGUCUGACAUGUGUGCUUAUGUGCUUUAUUUCAGAACUAUAGCUCAAAUCACCGUCAAGCACAAACACUUUACAGUGUGACAAAACAAAACCUCUGAAAUGAAGUGUAAUUGAAUAAUUAAAGUU
Molecule: messenger RNA, 808 nt
Organism: Schistocerca gregaria
Lineage: Eukaryota; Metazoa; Arthropoda; Insecta; Orthoptera; Acrididae
Product: epidermal growth factor-like protein
Exons: 3
Coding region: 160-600 (146 amino acids)
Source: RefSeq, a predicted model, not a curated record